AUGGCGGCCGCUGACGACGUGGUGGAAUUAAAUCUAGACCAAGAAAAUAUAUGCAAGGUUAACCUCCAUGGUGCAACGUUAACAUCUUGGCUUUGCGAUGGCACGGAAAUGCUAUUUGUAAGCCAGCAAGCAGUUUUUAAUAAUGUUAAAGCUAUUCGUGGUGGUAUACCCAUCGUUUAUCCUCAUUUUGGCCCUUGGGAGCUUGGACCACAACAUGGAUUUGCUCGGAUAAGUCGCUGGACUUUGGAAAAACCACCAGCAAAGGAUGGGGAUACUGUUUCUGCAACGUUUUUACUACAGGAUAAUGAGAACACAAGACAAAUGUGGCAAGAUAAUCGCUUUAACUUGUUUUACACUGUCAUCAUCGGUAAGCGUCAACUGAAGCUCAAAUUAGACGUUAGAAAUGAAGGCAAUGACUCCUUUGAAUUUACCACACUUCUACAUACAUACUUUAAGACAUUGGAUGUAAACAAAGUUACAAUUUCUGGCUUAAAGUCAUUAAAAUAUAUUGACAAGGUAAGGCAAUCCAAGAAAUUUGUAGAGGAAAAUGACUUGGUUACAGUUAAAGAAUUUGUUGAUCGAUUGUAUAUAGGUUCAGUAGAUAGAAAUGAAGUUACUAAUUUGAAUGGCAAUCAGAACGUUGUUAUGACGCGCGUAAAUCUGCCCGAUGUUGUUGUGUGGAAUCCUUGGCAAGAAAAAGCUAAAGUAAUGUCAGACUUUGGUGAUGAAGAGUAUAAAGAAAUGAUUUGUGUCGAAGCUGGAUAUGUAGCUAAGCCUCGUUCUUUGUCUGCCGGUGCAAGAUUUGAAGCUUCAGUUGUUCUUGAUGUUAUCUAA
Trichoplax adhaerens is the source of this 834-nucleotide messenger RNA. RefSeq lists its product as uncharacterized. Gene Ontology annotation, biological process: carbohydrate metabolic process. Lineage: Eukaryota; Metazoa; Placozoa; Uniplacotomia; Trichoplacea; Trichoplacidae. The coding region runs from base 1 to 834 and encodes 277 amino acids. The record is from RefSeq and is a predicted model, not a curated record. The transcript is spliced from 11 exons. Gene Ontology annotation, molecular function: carbohydrate binding; isomerase activity.